CUAAAACGCCACAACUUUCCUUUAUAUGUACUAAUUAAAACAUCAAAAUAUAAAUAUAUAUAUCCUUAAAAAAAUUUUUUUUGGUUGUUGUGACUAUUCAUGUUAAUUGGGAAACAAGAUAUGAACACACAAAUAGAUCGUUAGACAGACAGAUAGAUAAACAGACAGACAAAUAGAUAGACAGACAGACAGACAGACAGACGACAUAUAGUGUUUGUUCAAAGCAAACAAACAAACACAAACUUAUUGGGAAUAUGAAUAAUAUGAAUAAUUACCAACAAGUUCCCCAAUAAUGAGAAGUUUAUUAUUAUUAUUAUUAUCCUAUAUAUACAUAUAUGCCUUGUAAUUUGUUUGCAUGUUUACGCUUUAUUAUAAGGUCAACAACAACAACAACAACAACAACAACAACAACAACAAUGGUAAUAAGCAAUUUGAUUGGUUAAAUGAAUAUCAUUUGGGAAAAAAAAAAUUAAAAAAAAAAACAAAAAACAAACAGAAACAUUUCACCUUCACUGAGUAUAAAUAAAUUAAAAUAACAAAGGUAUUUGUAAUAAACACUUCUUUUAUUAUUAUUUGUCUUUCUGGAUAUUUAUAUUAUAACAUUAUACAAUUGUAUUAUAUGCUUAAUACUAUUGUGGAUUUCAUUUAACAUUAUGGAUAAUUAUGAAAUAUCUGAUGAUUUUGAACGAUUUUGUCAUAUAGCACAACGUUCACCAAGAGAUAGUAUAGCACCAACAAUACAAAUUACAGAACCAACUUAUCGUGGAAAUAAUAUAUCACCUAUAAAUCAAUCAGAAUAUUUAACAACAUUAAAUAUUGAAUCAUUAAAACGUGCAUCAAGUUUUAGAGAACCUAAAAGACGAACAUCAUUUCAACCAAGUAGUUUUAGUGGUGAUAUUAGUGCAACUCGUUCACCAAUUCGAUCUAGUCCACAAUGGGAUCAUACAAAUGAAUUAAAUCAAUUUAAUUAUAAUACUAGUUCAAGACAAAAACAACAACAACAACAACAACAACGUUCUCGUUAUUAUAAUGAUACAAAUGAUACAAAUAUUUUACGAACUACUGAUACACAAAGAUAUUGGCAAAAUCAAGAUAUAAAUCGUGAAUCAUCAAGUCCUUAUUCAUGUUCUCCAGCAAUGUAUAGACUUGGUACUACUCGUGAUAGACCAGGAUCUAUGAAAGAAACUAGUUAUAAACGUACAAGAAGUCAAGAAAAACAUAAAUCAAGACCAUCUGCUCCAACAUUACAUCCAGCAAAUCAUCCAUUCUCUCAAUAUUCACCUAGUCGUCAUUCAAUUAGUCAAACAGAUGAACAAAUGUUACGUGUUCGACGUUUUGAACGAAAUAAACAUGGUGAUGUUGUUAGUAAAGGUGAUCGAGAUGUUCCACAGAUAGAGAUAUUUGCAUCCAGGAGUCCAUCUGGGGAUUCACGAGGAUCAGUAGUUUAUCCACGACCAAUACCUGAAAGUAGUCAUAAUCUCUCUGAAUCAUCAUUAAGUGAUGAGGUAAUUGAAAUCCCGGCAAUCACUACAAAUUUGGCUAGUUCACCAAGAGCUUCAAAUGAUGGUUUACUUAAAAUUUACAGUAAGCGUGCAAGUAGUCCAGUUAGAGGAUUUAUACCAGAGACUAGAUUACGUUCUAAAUCAUGGGCAAUUGUAACAGAAAGUCCAGAUACUUCACCUAAUAAAUUAGAAUCACCAUCUGGUGGUGAACUAUUCCUAGAUGAUCGUUUACUUCAAGUUCAAGUAAUUGGUACAGCCAGAGUUGGUAAAACAAGUAUGUGUAUGCAAUUUCAUACUUCAGAAUCAAUUGAAGAUCCUAAUGAUUCAAUUCAUGGUGAUGAACAAUUAAAUCCGGUAAGAGUUGAAAUUAACAACUUGAAAGCAAGUCUUGUAUUUAUGGAAACAGAUAUAAAUGUGGAAGAUACAGAUGAUGAACUUAACUCUGUGAUUGUUGAUACAGCCGAUGCUUAUCUUGUUAUAUAUGCAGUUGAUGAUCGUGGUUCAUUUUAUACAGCAAGAAAAAUAAUCGGUUUGUUAUUAAGUCAAUGUAAACGUUCCAGUGCUAUAAUACUGGUAGCUAAUAAAUCUGAUUUAGUGAGAACAAGAGUAGUAUCUAGUGAAGAUGGAAAGAAUUUAGCACAAAUUUAUUCAUGUAAUUAUUAUGAAAUAUCAACAUCAAUUAAUCAUCGUGUUGAUGAUUUAUUAGUUGGUAUAUUAAUCUCUAUUAAAGAACAACAAAAAAAUGUACAAAAAGAACGUGAACGACUUGAUCGUAUGGUAAUUUUACAAAGAAAAGGAUCAAAUCAUUCACCAAAACAUAAAAAUUCUAUAACAGUAUUAAAAACACCAGCAAAUAAUGUAAUGAAAUUUUUUAGAAAACAUUUUACAAUAAAAAAAAAUGAACAAAAUUUAAUUUAA
This is a messenger RNA of Schistosoma spindalis, 2420 nucleotides long. Lineage: Eukaryota; Metazoa; Platyhelminthes; Trematoda; Strigeidida; Schistosomatidae. The record is from the annotation of a GenBank genome assembly.